AUGGCCGUGCAGGCGCAACACCUCUCCCACGCCUUCCCCCACGACCUCCACGCCUACAACAGCGUCGGUGCUCUGGAGGACGAGAUGACGGGCGGCUCCCUCUUCUUUCCCGAGAACCUCAAGCGCGGGCCGGAACUGGAGGGUGCUGGGAACACGGUGUUCGGCGACGUUCCGCGCGUCGAUCCCACUUGGCACGACAACACCACCCGCAGCCACGGUUUUGCGCAGAGGAAGCGGGCGCGCGUCGUCCCGGAGGCGCCUUCGUACUUGGAGAAUCAGCGCGGGCAGGGGCUUGUGCCCGUCGGUGAUGUGCUGACCAGGGCGGUGGGCUCCGGCACGGCGUCCACCAGUGGGAGAAUGAUCAAUGCCGCCGGCCCGCCGCAGGACCUGCUCUCGCAGCUGUACCGUCAGGGCAUGGAGAUCGAUGCAGUCCUACGACUCGAGACCGACCGCAUGCGCGCCGGGCUGGAGGAGGCGCGGCAGCAGCACGUCAGGGCGCUGGUAUCGGCGGCGGAGCGUGCUGCGGCGAGGCGGCUGCGUGCCGCGGAGGCCGCGCUGGAGCUGGCGCGCUGCCGCAACGCCAAGCUGUCAGAGAGGCUCACCCAGAUUUGCGCCGAGGGCCAGGCGUGGAUACGCGUCGCCAAGAGCCACGAGGCAGUCGCUGCGGGCCUCCAAGCUACACUCGACCAGCUCCUGCAGUCCCCUUGCGCUGCCGUCGCCGCCACCGGAGCGGAUGGAGACGGCGACGCCGAGGACGCGCGGUCCUGCUGUUUCGAGACCCCCGCCGGCGACGACGCUGCGGCAUCCAAGGCGUCGGCGGCGGCGUGCAGGGCUUGCGGCGAGGGCGAGUCGUGCGUGUUGCUGCUGCCGUGCAGGCACCUGUGCCUCUGCAGCGCGUGCGACGCCGCCGUGGACACCUGCCCGCUGUGCGCGACCACCAAGAACGCGUCGCUCCAUGUCCUGCUCUCGUGA
This is a messenger RNA of Triticum turgidum subsp. durum (durum wheat), 972 nucleotides long. NCBI's taxonomy places the organism in Eukaryota, Viridiplantae, Streptophyta, Magnoliopsida, Poales, Poaceae. The record is from the annotation of a GenBank genome assembly.